Drosophila erecta is the source of this 1822-nucleotide messenger RNA. Its product is annotated as zinc finger protein 25. Gene Ontology annotation, molecular function: DNA-binding transcription factor activity, RNA polymerase II-specific; RNA polymerase II transcription regulatory region sequence-specific DNA binding. The transcript has a single exon. Gene Ontology annotation, biological process: regulation of transcription by RNA polymerase II. NCBI's taxonomy places the organism in Eukaryota, Metazoa, Arthropoda, Insecta, Diptera, Drosophilidae. The record is from RefSeq and is a predicted model, not a curated record. The coding region runs from base 450 to 1625 and encodes 391 amino acids. Gene Ontology annotation, cellular component: nucleus.
UCGCUGACGCGGCGGGCCAGACCGCAUACAGCUCUACUUCCAGUGUCCACCAUCUUGGCCGAAGUUGCCACAAAAGUAGAAUCGUGACGGACGGCAAAUAAUUGCAAAACUCAUAGUGUUGACUAUUGUGGAAAAAAACCAGAGCGAAAGGCCGCCAAAAAGAAGUUGGCGAGAAAGCAGCCAGGGAUUGGAUUCCUAUUCCAGCUGGCCACCAAGUGCUCGAAAUUGAUUUCAAUUUCGAUUCCAGCCGAGCGAAAGAGACAGCGCCUGAGCGGGGUGGAGCAGAGUGGUAGAGGGAGAGGGAGAGGUAGAGGAAGAGGUCAGCGGAGCUGUCAGCCGGGAAAAUCAUUUUGUCAAAGUAGGAAAAUCCAAGCCUUCUGUCAAAUCAUACGAACUCCAGAGUUUGCCGAAUCACCACAUACUGCUCCCUUGCUCUCAUAACCAACGAAAUGAAUGCCAAGCGCGUUAAGUACUCCACAGUGAAAGAGGAGAUCGUGCCCGUGCUCAUCCCGACCGAACCCGAGAUGGAUCUCGAGGAGGAACCCGAGGAGGAGGAGGAGCCCGAGGAGGAGGAGGAGCACGUCCACGAGCACGAACACGAGGAUGACGGCCAGGAGACACAGUAUACGUAUGCCUACACCACCGGCGAGGACGAUGACACCGAAACCGCAGUGGUGACCCUCAGCGAUCGGGAUCACGAGGCUCUGGCCAAUGCCCAGGAGGUGAUUAUUGAUGAGAACGGGCACGCAGUGACUCUGCAGGAGCUGGUCGAGAACAGCACCGUCGAGGAGGUGGAGACCAUCGAACAGGGCGAUGGCACACACACUAUCCUUCACAUUGUGCCCAAUAUGCAUGACGAGGAGGUCGAGGAAGACGAAGGGCUCGAGGAGGGCGAGGAGCUAGAACAUGACGAUGAGAUUGUUACUGUUGAACACGAGGAGGCCGAAUUGGAGGAAGAAGAAGACGAAGUGGGCUCCAUUGUUUUCGAGGGCACCAUCGACCAGGCCGAACAAGAUCCGCAUGCCCGCAACAAGACCUUCUACUGCCCCAACUGCGGCAAUUGUUACAGUGCCGCCGGCUCCCUGAAGCUUCACAUGCGCGCCUGCCUGCGCCAGAGGAGUGAGGUCUCCGCCGAGAACCGCAAGUGCAAGGUCUGCAGCAAGAUCUUCAACUCGGUUGCCUACCUCAAGGAGCACAUGAUGCGCCACACAGGCGAGCAGCCAUUCCGCUGCACCCGCUGCUAUCGCAAGUUCGUCGAAGAGAGCAAGUUCGCCGCCCACAUGGAGGCGCACAAGCAUCAGGACAAGCUUGAGGCCGAGGCGGUGGCCCUGGCCGCCCAGCACGGCGGCAAGAAGGUGGUCGUCAAGGAGUUCCAGUGCGCCUUCUGCUCGCAGAACUUCACCGUCGUCUUUGAUGUAGGCCAGGUGAAGCGUCGCUAUGCCUGCGACGCCUGCCGCGAUAAGUACUCCAAUGCGGAGGCUUUGCGCCAGCACAAGCAGCAGGUAGAGGAGAAGCGCGAGUUCAGCUGCGAGCGCUGCGGCCGCAAGUUCGUUUUUGAGGGCUUUCUUCAGCGCCAUCUGCCCACCUGCGAUGGCAGCAUCAAGCGCCGACGCGACAUGAAGUAGAGGCGGCCGCAACGUGAUUGCCACUGGCGGCGUCGGCAGCAGCUGGAGCCGGCGAGGGAGGAGCAGGAGUCGCUGCCGCCAGUGCGUUACGUUGUUAUCAAGCAGGAGUACGUAGAUGAGGAGCAGUACGAUUAGCAGGAGCACGAGCUAGUUUCCGAUAGAUCGCCUAACGCAGAACUCAGACUAGCCGCCCGGGC